AAAAUUACCGGUGCAUGAUUGGUGAGUGAAGUCUCUCCGUCCUCCUCCUCACCCACCCCCACGCCGACCACCUCCCCUCCCCCUUCCCUUCCGGCAAACCCUAGCCUAGCCCCACCGCAUCGCCGCCAUGGAGGAGGACGCGGGCGAGGGCGAGGGCGAGGUCGAGAUCCGCGACUGGGCGGGGAUGCCGUCGGACGCGCUCUUCGCGGUGUUCGGGAAGCUGGACGUGGCCGACAUCCUGACGGGGGCCGGGCGGGCGUGCCGCGCCUGGCGCCGCCUCGCCGACGGCGACCCCGCGCUGUGGCGCCGCCUCGACAUGACCCACCACGGGGACAUCCUCGAGACCGAGGAGGCCGAGGCCAUGGCCCGCGCCGCCGUCGACCGCGCCGCCGGCACCCUCCAGUCCUUCUGCGCCGACACCUUCGUCACCGACGCCCUCCUCAGCUACAUCUCCGGCAGGGCACCCUCGCUGAAGAGCCUUCAACUCAGCUUGUGUGAUGAAGUAUCCAACGAGGCGCUGGCAGAGGCAGUCAAGGGCUUUCCUCAGCUUGAGGAGCUGGAGAUCACAUUCUGCUCACUGAACAGCAACGUGUGCGAGUUAGUCGGCAGAGCCUGCCCACAACUGAAAUCAUUUCGGCUGAACGAGCGCUGGACGAUCCUCCAAAGGGGGUUCGCGGCCUUUGAGGGCAUGGAUGAUGACACGGGAGCGCUCGGGAUCGCAAGCAGCAUGCCUGAGCUCCGAGACCUCCAGCUGAUUGGCAACAACCUGACCAACACCGGACUGGCCGCGAUCCUCGACCACUGCCCCCGCCUCGAGUCCCUCGACGUGCGCCGCUGCUGCAACCUCCAGAUGGACGACGCCCUGAGGUCCAAGUGCGCCAGGAUCGGGAACCUCAGGCUUCCUCGGGACCCCAUCUCCGACUUCAAGUACCGGGCUUACCUCACUAUCAGUGAUGACUACCCCGGCGGUUCCGACAUCGAGAUCGACAUGUACGAUGAUCUGCUGGACGUGGUCACCGACGACGAGGAUGCUGAUUUCGAUGACAUGGAUGAUUAUAUCGACGGCAUGGGCUCCGAUGCUGACAUGUAUGAUGACGUGUUCGAUGAUGUCUGAAGGAGCUGUGACCAGGACCGGGUUCUCACGUGGAAGGACGGGAACUUGGUGCCGAAACAAUGUGGUCUUUACCUGUGUUGAGAUUCUUGAAGCUGGGUUCACACACUUUAUUAUCGAAGGUCAAUUCUUGUAUGUUUGUGUCUCCCGUGUGUUAACUGGUCUACUCUCGCUGUGAGACUGGGUUCGCUUUAUAUCUGUGAUUGUAAUUUAUGCUGCACUUGUGAUUUGAUCACGCAAUAAAAUCCUGUAAAUUAAGUAUUGACACCAA
Triticum urartu is the source of this 1382-nucleotide messenger RNA. RefSeq names its product putative F-box protein At4g05475. Gene Ontology annotation, molecular function: protein binding. The record is from RefSeq and is a predicted model, not a curated record. NCBI's taxonomy places the organism in Eukaryota, Viridiplantae, Streptophyta, Magnoliopsida, Poales, Poaceae.